Laccaria bicolor S238N-H82 is the source of this 2985-nucleotide messenger RNA. RefSeq lists its product as uncharacterized. Gene Ontology annotation, biological process: nucleotide-excision repair involved in interstrand cross-link repair; double-strand break repair via homologous recombination; resolution of meiotic recombination intermediates. Gene Ontology annotation, cellular component: nucleotide-excision repair factor 1 complex. The record is from RefSeq and is a predicted model, not a curated record. Gene Ontology annotation, molecular function: single-stranded DNA endonuclease activity; damaged DNA binding; single-stranded DNA binding. The transcript has 12 exons. NCBI's taxonomy places the organism in Eukaryota, Fungi, Basidiomycota, Agaricomycetes, Agaricales, Hydnangiaceae. The coding region runs from base 1 to 2985 and encodes 994 amino acids.
AUGUCUUUACUCCUACCAUAUCACAAGGGGAUUCUCGAGAACAUCCAUGACCCUGCUACCAGCGAACUAUUAAUCUUGGCCAGGGGGCUAGGGCUUCGCAGGAUUAUCUGCACCCUCAUGCAAAUAUAUGAUUCUCCGCAGAACCUUGUGUUACUUGUCAACGCAACCCCAGAAGAGGAAUCUGGCAUCGGAGAGGAGCUCGGGAUAAUGGGGUGUCGCAGACCAGGUUUACGGGUAGUCGGAUAUGAGACUGCAAGCAAAGAACGGAAGAAUCUUUACAAGAGUGGCGGACUUAUCUCUGUCACUUCUCGCAUCUUGGUUGUUGACAUGUUACAGUCGGAUAUACCUAUCGAACUCAUAACUGGCAUGCUCAUAAUGCAUGCUGAACAAGUAACUCCGCUCGUCUUAGAGGCUUUCAUUGUUCGACUUUAUCGCGAAAAGAAUAAAAUGGGCUUCGUAAAGGCCUUCACGGACCAACCGGAGCAUAUUACGAGCGGGCUGUCUCCUUUAAAGAACAUCAUGAAGGAACUUCAACUCCGAACAGUUCGCAUUUACCCAAGGUUUCAUGAAGACAUUAAGAAAUCCCUUGAACGUAGACGGGCGGAUGUUGUUGAACUCUCACAGCCCCUCACUGAGCCGAUGGCUAACAUUCAUCACGCAAUUAUCCAAUGCAUGAACACAACGUUGUCAGAACUGAAGCGCUCAAACACCACGCUUGACCUCGACGACUUCAGCGUUGAAAACGCCUAUUUCCGCUCUUUUGACAUCAUCGUAAGGCGUCAGCUCGAUGUGGUCUGGCACAAGGUCGGACCUAAAACUAAGCAACUCGUCAAUGACCUCGCAACGCUGCGGAGACUCUUAUACUACCUAUUAACCUACGACUCCCUCCAAUUUCACGCGUACCUCGAAACCUUGAUAGCCUCAAAUACUACCACACCAACAGGAGGAACCAAGCAACACCAAUCGCCGUGGAUGUUGACCGAUGCAGCCAACAUUAUCUUCGGAGUAGCCGAGCGCCGGUGUUAUACCAUAAGCUCGACGUCCAAACGUGUCGUCCCUCGGGUGAUUGACCUCGUUGACGAUGAAGACGCAUGGGAUGCCUUGGACGAAGCUGAAGGCCGCGUGGGUGGUAAAAGCAAAGAAAAGGAACACAAACCAACCUGGGUGCCUGACGGCAUGGAUCCCGUUCUCGAAGAGCUGCCAAAGUGGAAUCUACUCUCAGAUGUUAUUCUUGAAGUAGAAGAAGAGAUUAUUAGGCAACAAACGAUCACGAGGAAACCACCAACUCUUGGCUCAAACACCAUCCUCAUAAUGGCCUCAUCCACCAAAACAUGUAGCCUCCUAACCGAAUUCCUCUCCACCAUGAACCAUGACGCGCCCAGUGGCACAAAAGGCCGAAAGAUGAUGAUGCAAAAGCUCCGUGUCUAUCUCUGGUGGAAAUCCCAGCUUUUGGCUAGAAAGCAAGAAGGCAAGACACAUUUUGCUAUGCCUGAUACAAGCCGGCGAGCCGGGGACGGUCUAGAUGGACUCUACGGCCAGAACGACGAUAUUAGCGAGGGUUUGAAGAAGAAAGAUAAGGAGAAGGCUGAGAGGAAUCAGAGUCGGCGUAGGAUUAGAGGAGGCGGACCUACUUCGUCUUCGGGCUCUCGAGAAACUAAGACGGCCUCAGUUGAUCUGGGGCCUGACCGAGUCAAAGCAAGGGAUGACUUUUCCGAGUUUUGGGCCGCGCAGGCCGACGUGGGCGAAGGGCCUAUCGAGUUGUGUGAUAUGCAAUUGUUGGAUUUCGGGUCUGGCGCGUUGGAAGACGAGUUUGACGUCCAUUAUGGCUUGUUGCCACCAGAGGAGACGGUCUUAAUACGAGCGUAUUCUGACGACAGCGACGAUCGUAUGCUUGCUGAGAUUGAGCCGAAGUUCAUUGUGAUGUUCGAGCCUAAUAUGGAGUUUAUACGCCGUAUCGAGGUAUAUCGAAGUUCGAGCCCUGGUCUUGGUGUUCGAGUAUAUCAUAUGAUAUACGAAAACUCUUGUGAAGAGCACAAGUAUCUUGCAGGUAUCCGGCGGGAGAAGGAGUCGUUUGAGAGGCUGAUCAAGGAGAGAGGGACCAUGCUGAUGCCCUUGCUCGAAGAGAGACGAGAGGGCGCCAAUGAAGAGAUUCUCAAGACCAUCAGUUCCCGAGUGGCUGGCGGGCGGCGGACGUUGAACAAGGAACCGUCUAGGGUCAUCGUCGACAUGAGAGAGUUCAGGUCAACACUCCCAUCCCUCCUCCAUGCGUCCAGCCUCCUCGUGAUCCCUGCGACGUUGACUAUCGGGGACUACAUCCUAACCCCUGAAAUCUGUGUUGAGCGCAAAAGUCUGUCGGAUCUCAUUUCAAGUUUCAACAGCGGGCGACUGUAUACGCAGUGCGAGCUUAUGUCCGUCCACUACAAACACCCAAUCCUUCUCAUCGAAUUCGAGGAAGAUAAAGCAUUCACACUUGACACGGUCACGGAUAUGAAAUCCUACGCUAAACCCUCCCACAAAUACCCUCCUAAAAAGGGUCCAAGUGGUAAUGGUCCGGAAUCACCCUACUCCGGUGCAACCAUCCAAUCCAAAAUCGUUCUCCUGACUCUAACAUUCCCUCGCCUCCGGAUAAUCUGGUCCUCAUCCCCCUUCGCCACUUCCGAGAUCUUCAAUGACCUCAAACUGAACAACCCAGAACCGGAUCCUACCAAAGCCAUCGCCAUGGGCACGGAUGAUGACCCGGAGGCAGGAGCGGGUGUGAAUGGGGCUGCUGAGGAGGUGUUGAGGUGUUUGCCGGGGAUUAGUGCGAAGAAUGUGAAGUAUGUUAUGGGCAAGGUGGGGAGUUUGAGGGAGUUUUGUGAGUUGGAUAUUAAGGGGGUGCAGGAUAUACUUGGUGUUGAGCCGGGGAAGGCGUGUUGGGAGUUUAUGCAUAGGGGGGAUAGGCGAUGGGGUCGAGUCGUGGUUAUGAAACCGGAAAUUGUUCUUUGA